AUGGCAGAGGAGGAGACCAGCGGCUCGGAAGAAGAAACUACAGAGUGCAAACUACAAGAUGAAUUGGUGCAUACAUUGAAAUUCUGUCUUAAGAAAAUGAAAGCAAGACACAAUAAGGUUCCAGAGAUAAUAGUGAAAGUUAAAUUAAAUGGGAUACCAAUUGAUAUGGAAUUGGACAUGGGAGCUUCUGUGUCACUGAUAAGUGAAGAGUUCUACGCUAAACAUCUGAAAAAUACAGUACUUCAAUCCAGCGAUAUUGUUCUGAAAAUCAUGACGGGAGAAAAAAUAGAAGUCGUCAGGAUAUGCUACGUAACUAUGGAAGUUCAUGGACACAGAGUGGAGGAAGUGCCAUUGUAUGUGGUACAGGGGAAUGGACCUGCCUUAUUCGGUAGGGACUGGCUGCAUUUUGCGAAAUAUAUCUGGAAAAAGUUAGCUGUAAAUCAUCUGGAUUCUGGUAUUCUGAAAACCUCUAAGUUAGAAGAAUUGUUAAGGAAAUAUGGUGAUGUGUUUGAUGGUGAACUAGGUACAGCCAAGAAUAUAAAGGCUCAUAUUCGUGUAAAAAAGGAUGCAAAACCAAUCUUUUAUAAAGCGAGGACAGUUCCUUAUGCAAUCAGGGAUGCUGUGAAUGCAGAACUUAAAAGACUAGAAUUGGAAGGAAUUAUUGAGAAAGUUGACUAUAGUGAGUGGGUGGCACCGAUAGUGCCUGUUUCAAAAGACAAUGGUUCUAUUAGGAUCUGUGGUGACUUCAAGGUCACCAUAGAUCGUUAUGUGGAAAACCCGAAAACCCAACAUCCAAUGCCAAAUCCAGAUGAACUAUACCAGCGACUGAACGGUGGAAAAACUUUCUCAAAGUUAGAUUUAUCGCAAGCUUAUCAGCAAGUGGAAUUAGAUGAGGAAUCUAGGAAAUAUGUCACGAUUAACACACCACUUGGUUUGUACAGAUAUACACGUUUACCAUAUGUUGUCUCAGCAGCACCACAACUUUUUCAGUCUUUAAUGGAUAAAGUUCUGCAAGGAGUGCCUUGUGGAUGCAACAUAGAUGAUAUUAGUCUUACUGGGAGAACCGAAGCUGAACAUUUACACAGUCUUGAAAAGGUACUUGAGCGGUUGCAAAUCAAUGGGUUGAAAUGUAAUUUGUCGAAAUGUGAAUUUAUGAAGCCCUCCUUGAAAUAUUUGAGUUUCAUUGUAGAUGAAGAGGGUAUUCACUAUGCGGAGGAUGCCAUUGUAGCAGUCACGGAGGCACCAAGGCUAGACUCAAGGUCUGAAAUGCAAUCCUUCCUGGGGCUGGUAAACCAUUACUGUCGCUAUGUGCCAAAUCUCUCAUCAGUUGCAGCGCCUCUCACGGAAUUACUGCAUAAAGACCGAAAAUGGCAUCGGUCAGUAGAGUGUGAAAGAGCUUUUUCCGAGAUUAAAAAAAUGCUGACCACUGUAACAGGAGUAUAG
Macrobrachium nipponense is the source of this 1443-nucleotide messenger RNA. RefSeq lists its product as uncharacterized. The transcript has a single exon. The record is from RefSeq and is a predicted model, not a curated record. The coding region runs from base 1 to 1443 and encodes 480 amino acids. Lineage: Eukaryota; Metazoa; Arthropoda; Malacostraca; Decapoda; Palaemonidae.